UACAACAGUUUAAUUGAUCGUAACUCGAGUAUAUCGCAUUUUUAACUGUGCGUAGUUCUUGUAAUCUCUCAUUUUACAGAAGCACGUAACUCCUUUAAGUUCGAUUUCUAUAAUCUACAAUACGUAUAACUCAAAUUUCUAAUUACAUUUCUUUAAAAAUUACUCAAGUGUUACGAAAUAAUGGAAAACUUUUUGGCAAGGAUUGAAGCCGACGACGAGUAUAGCAGAAACAGAAAAAACAUGAACACAGAAGCAGAGAUAUGUUUGAACUGCGUUUUGUCUUCGUAUACGGCUGUAGCCAGAGUUUACGGAUUGACUUUUUUCCUUCCUUGUUCCUGCCGCAACCGAAAUGAUGUUAAUGUUCACCCAAUUAUAACAAAACUUUAUUCAUUCUUCAUCGAAUAUUUUUACUGGAUAUUUUUCUGUUUGGUGUUUUGCAUGAUGAUACCGGGUUUAUCGGAGAUGAUCCCUUGUAAAUCGGGGUACUUGCUAGUCAAAAAUGAUGCCAUUUUUGUGAAAGUGGCUGCUACUAAUUUACUUUUAACUGUAGCACUCCUUUUCAGUAUUGUAAUAAGAGCGAAAUUCACCCCGAAUAUUAAAUUGACGAAGCCAGAAUAUUUCUGUCAAAAAGAAUUCUACGACGUCAUAAAUUACACUAGAAUUGUCGCUUCUGUUUUUGUUUUAAGUUUCUCUAUUUGUGGCCAAGCUGUAAUCGUUUUUUAUCUUUAUCCUGUUGUAGACCAAGCAAAAACUUUCGAGCACGAAGCACUUUUCUGCAGCGUACAAAUUGGCAUUUACUAUAAUUUAGCUAUGGGUGGAAUAUUCUAUAUAAGUUUUUUUGGUGUUUCGUUUUUAAUUAUACUAAUGAACAUUUUCCAGAAGCUAUCGGAAGAUCUGCAACUACUAAAGAUGAAUCAUCCGAAUCUGGAAACGGAAUUAGAAAUAAUUAUGACACAACACAAUGAACUUUGGGAUUGUUUUAAUCAAUGGAAUGGCCCAUUCAAUUACGCAUUCACAGUUAUGUAUAGUUAUCUAAUAACCCAAACCAGUCUGCUUUAUUACGUUUUGAUUUAUUCGAAAAUGGAAUUUGCAGUGACAGUUUUGUUUUCCACAGUUUGUGCUGCACUAUCAUGCGGUUGUAUUCUAGUUGGAUUUUUACUAUCCACUUUCACAUCUAUUAUGCAAACAUCGUUUCAAGACAUUCGAAGAUUCGCUCAAUGCGAUUUGAAAUUAGAACAGAAAUUAAAAAUUGUGAAUUUUAUGAAAAGAUUUGGGAAGGCACCUUUAUGUUUAUCUAUGAGCGGUUUCUUCGAUAUUACCAAGAAGUUUCCUGUCAAGAUGUCUAGCGCUCUGAAUUCUGUGUAUGAGGGUCUCUUAGAUUUGAGGACGGUUUCCGAGAAGAAAAACUGCUCUAACUGAGAUUUGAACGUAAUUUCUUCUAAUAAUUAAGAUUUAUUAAUUAAUUAUAUGUUUAUAUGUGAUAAACUAUUAUC
Molecule: messenger RNA, 1493 nt
Organism: Centruroides sculpturatus (bark scorpion)
Lineage: Eukaryota; Metazoa; Arthropoda; Arachnida; Scorpiones; Buthidae
Exons: 4
Coding region: 181-1419 (412 amino acids)
Source: RefSeq, a predicted model, not a curated record